UUCCGUCGUGGCAGUAACCCUAACUUUUUUGCCCCAAUACAGAACUUUGAGCUCAGAACCCAUGGCUUGCGUUUUCCGAAACCACCCUACCUACUUCCCUCAUCAGCUCAGGAGCCAUUGUAGAAGACCUUGCUUGACAUUACGCACCUUACAGUAACUGUGAAGAGGCUUAGCUCAAGAAUCCUGAUUUGUAUCAAAUAAGCCAUGCCCAGAAGCUCUCGUCUCGUAUUCUCAUGGAGCGAGCUUUCUCUGAUUGAAAAUGGCUGCGUAGUCUACUCUCCAGUUUCAGUUGCCGAAAAGCUUGCGUGUCCUUUUCUUGGAGGAGUUGCAGUCGAGAAGACUUACCCAGGAGGCUCACUGCAACUUCUCUGCUACUCUUGAUUCAAGCAAAAGUGCACUUCUUGCUAGAAUGGGCUCCUUUACUUGACCACAGUCUAGGGAGUUUAGGGUUUUAGAAAUGGCGGAUUUGCAACACAGAAGCCAUGGCCAGAAGCCUCAUAGUAAGCCCCCUGCAACCCUGGCUCCCAGAAAACCCCAUACCCAAAAUGGAAAUGGCACUGGGAAUAACACAUUAGUGUAUGAUGAUGUGUUUGGUGGUCCUCCCAAAUAUACGGUCUCAUCUUUCGCACCAAAAAUUGAAGGCUAUGAUGAAAUAUUUCGGAAUUUUUCGAAUCCUAUGACAUCGGAUGUGCCUUUCCUUGAAGUUCCAGUGCAUCACAAUGAUGAUGAUGAUGAAGUUUUUGGAGGUCUUGGUAAUUCCGGGCCGUUAGAUUUUCUCUAUGAGGAUGUUUUUGGGGAAAAUGAGGAUAGGGAUUUUGCAGUGCCAUAUGAAGAGUUGUUCUUUCCAGAGGCCAAGAAGACCAAGAAAUCAAGGGUUGUUCCCGAAUCAAAGUCCUGGCAACAGGUGCAACCGGUUCAGUCCCCUGCUUCCUCUGAAAGAACUGACAACCCUUUUUAUAGCUUGGAAUUGGAUGGAUCAUCUAAACAAUCGAUUGGUGCUGUGAGGGAAUCCAACCUGUUAUAUCAAAUGACAAACCAAAUGGGCAGAGAAAAUGUAAUCUGUGGGACCACUCACCUGCAUCAACUAAAUGAUGCUCCCAGAUACACAGUUGGUGGAAAGGCGUUGUCCCCUCUUCACAAGACAAAGAUUGACAAAUCUCCUCCUCGAACUGUUCAUAGUCUGAAUGGCAAUUUGGUCCUUGAUGGGGAGACAAUGGAAGUUGAUCAAUCCGGUCGGGUAAUGUCAAACAAGUCCCUUGGUAAUGGUCUUUCUAGUUCUGGUAAAAAUGUUCUCAAGGAAGAUCCGAAACAGUUUCAGGGUAAGCUGGAUACUUCAGAAGAGGUUCCCUCUUCUGUGAAUAACCAGUUGGAUUUGUGUGAUUUUGAUCGUGAUGUUGCAUGCAUUGGUGAUAGACCAUUUCCUCAUAAGUCUUUUAUCACUGUUGCUGAAAUCAACCUCCAAACAAAGCCUACCAAAGUACCACCACCGUCGAGACCACCACCGAAAUUAGGUAUUAGGAUGGGUGACCUGAAGGCUUAUGCAGAGAAAGAAAACUUAUUUUUGUCAAUGCUGAGUAGUAGGCCUCAUCAGUUUGAAAGUGUUUCUGGAGCUUCUCUAAAUGAUGAGGCUGUGAAGCACAGAGCUCCUCCUUCUCUGGAUUAUGAGGAAAGUGCUACCUUAGAUGCUGCAGCCUCAGCAGCUGCUAUGAAAGAAGCUAUGGAGAGAGCUGAAGUGAAACUGAAGCUUGCCAAGGAAUCAAGGGAACGAAAACGAGAUAUUCUAGAGAGCCAUACAAAACCAGUUUUAAAAGAAGAAAUAAAAUAUGUGCAAGUAAAUGAGAUGAGAACUUGUGUUGAGCCCCAGGACAAAGAAACGAUAACUCAGGUCUCUUGUGAAAGAGCAGAGAAGGAAAUGGAAAGUUGUGACAAAGAGGAAAACCAUAAGUCUGCUAGUGCAUCUCCUGCUGAUCCUGUAUGCCAAGAAAAGGGAAGUGGGGUAAAAUCAACUGAAGAGUUUACUGAAAAAGAAGGAAGUCAGGUAAAAUCAACUGAAGAGUUUACUGAAAAAGAAGAAACAAACAAUGUAGGAGUAGUUCACGUGACUAAAAAAGGGGAAAAGCAAGAGAAGGAAGUGAAUUCAGGGAAAAGGGCUGUUGUCAUGAAGGAAGAUGGUAGGAAAUCAAAUGAUAUGCAUAAACCCAAAGAAGAUGUAGACAAUAAGAAGAAAAUAAAAUUUACUCAAGUUGCUGAUGAACUGGAGGAAAAUAAGAAGAUUUCAAAAGCAACUAAAAAUGCCCGUGAUUAUGAGCAAGAAGAAAAUGGGAAGAAGUCACCAGCAUCUGAAGAUGUGUGUGGGCUAGCUGAAUAUGAGAAAAAAUCAGUAGGUGCUCUAGAUGCACUUGAGCAUGACGAAAAGGAGAAAAAAUUAAAACCAUCUCAGGAAACCUGUGAUCGUGAACAAAAUGAGGAGACAUUGAAAGCAUAUGAAGAUGGUGGGCGGGAAGAAAACAAGAAAACAUUUGAGGCACUACAGGAUAAAGAAAAGGUAAUAAAAACAACAUACGAGGCCUUUGAAUAUCAAGAAGCAGUGAGAAGAAAGAAAAAUACUCAAGAAGCCCUACAAAAAGAAGACAGGAAAAAGGAGGAGCUCGAGAACGGAAGGAGACUAAGGGACAUUGAAGAGGAGAAAGAGAGACUGAGGAAACUAGAAGAAGAAACGGAGAGAGAACGAGAAAGAGAGAAAGACAGAGUAGCAGUUGAAAAAGAAAACCAAAAAGCACGUGAAAGGGCGGAAAGAGCUGCUGUAGAGAGAGUGACUGCUGAAGCUAGAGAGAGAGCAUUCAUAGAGGCUCGUGAAAGAGCUGAAAAGGUGGCUGCUGAAGCUCGUGAAAAAGCGUUGGCAGAUAAAGCUUCUUCAGAGGCUAGACAGAGGGCUGCUAUGGAUAGAGCCACUGCUGAGGCUCGUGAAAGGGCUUUGGAGAGAGCAUUGGUUGAAAAGGCGGCUGCAGAGGCAAGAGCACGUGCAGAGCGAGCUGCUGCUGAGAGGUUUGCUGCUUCCUCAAGGGAAAGGCAGUUGAGAGAGAACUCUAAUCAAUCAGAACCGCAAGACACAGCAUUUGAUUCUCAAUCUGGUGAAGGGCUUGGGAGAUUUCCCGCCUCAGAUACUGCAGAUUCUGAUCUUGUAUUUAAAGUUGAGGCUGGGGGUGAAUCUGCUGAAAGGCGGAAAGCGAGGUUAGAGAGGCAUCAACGCACUAAGGAACGAGCGGCAAAGGCGCUUGCGGAGAAAAAUGCACGGGAUAUUUUAGUGCAAAGAGAGCAAGCAGAGAGACAAAGAUUGGCAGAAUCCCUGGACGCAGAUGUCAAAAGAUGGUCAAGUGGGAAAGAAGGGAACUUACGAGCACUACUUUCAACAUUGCAAUACAUCCUUUGGCCUGAUAGUGGCUGGCAGCCGAUUCCAUUGACAGAAGUCAUCACUGCUGCUGCUGUUAAAAAGGCUUACAGAAAGGCUACUCUUUGUGUCCAUCCUGACAAGAUGCAGCAGAAGGGUGCAACUCUUCCUCAGAAGUAUAUCUCUGAGAAGGUUUUUGAUCUGCUUAAGGAUGCUUGGAACAAAUUCAAUUCAGAGGAGCAUUAAAGCAGAACAUCAAAAGAAUUCAAUCGUGAAAGGUCUUUUGCCUUCAGCAGCAGAAAAUGUAUUCUUUUGUCUAAAGUUGGAAAGCAUCAUCAUUUCAUUUGAAUCCAACCACAACCAGCAUCACUCAUGUAAUUUCAAAGACAGUAUACCGAAAGUAUGUGAUCUUAUGUCAA
Messenger RNA from Amborella trichopoda, 3807 nucleotides. RefSeq lists its product as uncharacterized. The record is from RefSeq and is a predicted model, not a curated record. Lineage: Eukaryota; Viridiplantae; Streptophyta; Magnoliopsida; Amborellales; Amborellaceae. Gene Ontology annotation, biological process: clathrin coat disassembly; clathrin-dependent endocytosis. Gene Ontology annotation, molecular function: clathrin binding. Gene Ontology annotation, cellular component: intracellular membrane-bounded organelle; cytoplasm; vesicle.